Molecule: messenger RNA, 2980 nt
Organism: Plutella xylostella (diamondback moth)
Lineage: Eukaryota; Metazoa; Arthropoda; Insecta; Lepidoptera; Plutellidae
Source: RefSeq, a predicted model, not a curated record
GCAAAAUUAUCUUUUAUGGCCUUCCACUUCUUGACUAAAUCAUUACCUGCAACAAAAAACUUCACAAGUGAAAAAUAGUAAUAAAGACUAAAAUUCCCUAGAUUCCAUUUAUACUACAUAUAAAAUUUGAUAUAACUUUCAUAAGUACUUUCGGUCCAUCCAAUUUCAUAUAAAUGGCUGGCCGCCGAAAAAGAAUAAUUUUCUGCUUUUUCUUGACUUUGGCAAGUUAAAAACUGAUUGACUUUGCCUAGAACAACCAUAAUGUAAAAUAUUUAUUGAGUACUUCUUUGAAAAACUACCUGUCUAUCUUUGAAAAUCUAUUCCUUUAGCAACACUAUUACCUGCGCGGUUUGAGUUUGAUUAUACCUACAUUUGUAUUAUUUUAUUAUUUGCCUACUAAUUAUUAUUUCAUUUUAGAUUUCUAGCAACCGGCAGUGACUUUAAAACCAUGCAUACGAAUUACUUCCGAGGAGCAAGUACAAUAGCAAAAAUUGUAAGGACAGUUUGUCGCGCCAUAUGGAAACAUCUAUCAAGUCAAAAUAUACCUCCUAUAACAAAACAGGUUCUAGAAGAUGUCGCUAUUGAGUUUGACAAGAAAGCAAAUUUUCCUAACUGCAUAGGAGCUCUUGAUGGUAAACAUGUCCGUAUUACAUGUCCUGCGCACAGUGGAUCACUGUUUUACAAUUAUAAGGGCUAUAAUUCAAUAGUUUUAUUAGCUCUUGUAGAUUCUAGAUAUAGAUUCAUUUUUGUCGAUAUAGGAGCGUAUGGCAAGGAAAGUGACUCCACCGUUUUCCAGAACUCUAAACUUUAUGAUUUGAUUAUGACACGCAAAUUACCUAUUCCUGUACCAAAGCCUUUACCAGGUUCUCAAAAUGAAACUCCAUUUGUUUUUGUAGGAGAUGAAGCAUUCUCAAUUUCGAAUAACGUCAUGCGCCCUUACUCAGGAAAACAUUUGUCGGUACAACAAAGAGUUUACAAUUAUCGACUGAGUCGUGCCCGAAGAUAUGUCGAGUGCGCUUUUGGCAUCCUAGCCAAUAAAUGGCGCAUAUUUCAUCGAUCUAUGAAUGUGCAAUACGAAUUUGCGACAGACAUUAUCAAGGCAUGUUGUGUAAUGCACAACUUUGUUUUGAAUCGAGAUGGAGUACAAGCGACCGAUGACAUUAUCUUUGAUGAUUCUGAUCUGCAAAUGUUGCAUUUGCCCACAGCAAAUGAAAAUAAUUUAAGCCCACAUCUAAUACGGAAUGAUUUUUGUAAUUACUUUUCCAGUGAUGUUGGCGCCCUAAGUUGGCAAUUAAACAAAAUAUUAAUGUUCGUAUCUACUCAGUUCAAAAUACAAAUAAUACCUUAAUACAUUUGAUUCAAACUAUUUAACAUGUUGUGAACUGCGAAUAAACAAUUUAAAUGGCAAUUUGGUUUUAUUUAUAGUAUUUGUUUACCUUUUUGAAUAAGAGCACGAGAAAAAAAUAUAAUUUUAACUUAGAGAAAAUCUUUUGCAUAGGGCAUUAAAAUAAAUGGUGUAUUUCAUAUGAUUAAAAAAAAAAGAUACACGCUACUUACAUUAAACUACAAUUUAAACCGCGGAUCAGAUUUUUACGUUUUUACUACAGUAAAAAUUGUAGUUUUAUUGUGAAUAGUGAUCGCGUAAACCUAAGACUAUAUGUUACUACUUACCCAGUUUUGAUUUUUCGGUUGAGUUUUUUUCCUUGUAAUCAACAUAAACGAUCUCACAAAUGCUUCUUGUUUUAUAAAUUUGUCUUUAUAGGUUUCGUCACUAGUAUCCCACAAACAACGGUGUUCCUGAACCGAAGAUAUAAACAGAUCGACGUCAACGUCAGACAUUUUAAUUUUAAAACUGCUUCUCGGUUGACACGUGUUGUUUGCAAGAGUGUUAGAAACAAACUGCAUCCUUGUCAACAAGUAUGACGUCAUAACGCUGGAAUUCACGUCGUGCGUUGCGGCGCCGCACCGCUAUAGCGCACUGCCGAUUUCAGCGGCGCGGCGCCGCAACGCGCUUAUGUGUUUCGGCCCAAAGACUCGCCGCCGCCGCCGCGGCGUCGUAUGUAAGAGCCAAACCACACGGGCGGCGCGGCGCCGCACCGCAAGCCAUUUCGCCGCGCUGGCGACCACACGGGCAGAGCGGCGUCGCAGCGGCGUCGCAACGAUCUACGGAGCCGCGGCGGCGCCGCAGCGGUAGCAUAAUGAGGGGUUGUCCAUCGCUACGUACGACAGUCUGUAAUAACAAUGGAUCGGGAAAGACGUGUGCUGCUGCUCUUAUUACUUCGCCACCGAAGAAAUCGACGUAGAAUCAUACGAAAACACUGGAUCAGUCCAUUUAUAGCCUUGAGGAAUAGUGACGGACUUUUUUUCUUUAAAGAAUAUCAAGAGUUGGUUUUAGACGAAAAGAGGUUUUACAAUUUUUUUCGAAUGAGCGUAUCCACUUUUCAAGGUUUAUUGCAAUCCUUAGAGCCCCAUAUACGGAAACAGUAUACUAAUAUGUGGAAUCCAAUGGAGCCAAUAGAAAUGUUGGGUAUCACUUUGAGGUAAGUACCGUAGAAUGCUACAACUUUGCCUGGAUUUUGAGGUUUUUUGUUCAUGUAAACAAACCUAUUUAUUAUUAUGGAUUACAAAAGGCUUCAUUCAGAACUCAGACCUUAUGCCUUGCAACCUAAGACUUAAAUUCUUUAAAAUCGUACAGGAAAAUGGAUUUAUAUGUGUUCAAAGUCGUAGGCAAAGUUGUAGCUGAAAGAUACAACAUUGCCUAGAAGGAUAUAUAAAUGAAUAAACAGUCAAUUUGAUAGUUUUUUUUUCUGGGAUGGGUGGUAAGUACAUUAUAUUUAAUCCCAACUAACUUAUUUUUGCCAUUCGUGUGAUAUAUUUUUUUUCACAGAUCUUAGGCAAUGUUGUAGCAGGUUUCGAGAAAUCUCCUUACAAAAAUGUGUCGUUAGGAUUAGGGUUGUGCCAAAUAAAUACAGUUAUUAAU